UUCUCUCUCCCCACCCAUCCAUAAAACAGCCCUCGCCAGGGUCAUUUCUGGAGGUUUCUUUCCGCGGGGAAGGUGGGCUCAGCGCUGCAGGUGGCUGGGCGAGGUCGGCAGUCUUGUUUGCCUCCUCCCCUGGAUACUCGUCCACCUUUCCUACCCGAAAGGCCCCGGGUAUUCGAUCGCAGCCAGGGUGGGCGUGCCUGGCAACCAGCUCACGGCGCUACGACCUUGGAAAACAGUUCGGAGCCUUCGUCGACUAGAGGAAACCGGGCCCUCUGGUCGGCAAAGGUCUCGGUACUGUAGCUGGGGGGGGAAGAACCCGGCUUCCCCAGGUGCCGCCAGGCCCGGGACCGACGCGCAGGCGUAGCAGCGGCAGCUCCACCAACACCGCCAAAACCAGGCGAGCCGCCGCGAGCUAGGGGGCGGGGAGCGGGAAGUCUCGCGAGACAACAGCGUUUUUUCCGCGAAGUGAAAGCGCGCGUUUUUCUGGAGCUGGGUUGGGUAUUUAGCGAGAAGCCUGUGAGGAAGGGAUUCCGGUGCGUCCUUGCCGACGCCGUGAGGUGGUGGCCGGUUCUGUGCGAGGGCCCCGCCAUGCCCGCGGAGCAGCCCGCCAGCAGCAGCGGGUCCCCAGUUCCAGACAUGGCUGAAGAUGUGGCCCCGGCUGUGAUUACCCCGGCCAUGCUGGAGGAGGAGGAGCAGCUGGAGGCCGCGGGGCUGGAGAAAGAGCGGAAAUUGUUAGAAAAGGCUCGCAUAUCAUGGGACAGAGAAUCCACUGAAAUUCGGUAUCGUAGACUUCAACAUUUGCUUGAGAAAAGCAACAUCUACUCCAAAUUUUUGUUGACGAAAAUGGAACAGCAGCAGUUAGAGGAACAGAAGAAGAAAGAGAAGCUGGAGAGAAAAAAAGAAUUCUUAAAAGCUUCAAAGGGUAAAAAUUCAAAUGAUACAAGUGAAGAGAAUUCAGUUGUAAAAAAGAAAAGAGGAAGAGAAGACGAAUCAUACAAUAUUUCAGACGUUAUGUCAAAAGAGGAAAUUUUAUCUGUGGCUAAGAAAAGCAAGGAGAGUGAGGAUGAGAGGCCUUCUUCUACUAAUCCCUGUGUAGAAGAACUUGAGAAAAAUAAAGAUUCAAAUAGUAUAAUUAAAGAUAGAUUGUCUCAAACGGUUAGGCAGAAUGCUAAAUUGUAUUUUGACCCAGUUCGAAAAUAUAAUGGACAGCCAGUUCCCUUUCAACAACCCAAGUACUUCACAGGAGGAGUUAUGCGAUGGUACCAAGUAGAAGGCAUGGAAUGGCUUAGGAUGCUUUGGGAAAAUGGAAUUAAUGGCAUUUUGGCAGAUGAAAUGGGAUUGGGGAAGACCGUUCAGUGCAUUGCUACUAUUGCUUUGAUGAUUCAGAGAGGAGUACCUGGACCUUUUCUUGUCUGUGGUCCUUUGUCUACACUUCCCAACUGGAUGGCUGAAUUCAAAAGAUUUACACCAGAAAUUCCUACUCUGUUGUAUCAUGGAACCCAGCAGGAACGUCAAAAAUUGGCCAGGAAAAUUCAUAAGAGAACUGGAACAUUACAGAUUCAUCCCGUGGUAAUCACAUCAUUUGAAAUAUCUAUGAGGGACCGAAAUGCAUUACAGCAUUGCUAUUGGAAAUACUUAAUAGUAGAUGAAGGACACAGGAUUAAGAAUAUGAAGUGCCGUCUAAUCAGGGAAUUAAAACGGUUCAAUGCUGAUAACAAACUUCUUUUGACUGGUACUCCCUUGCAAAACAAUCUGUCAGAACUUUGGUCAUUGCUAAACUUUUUGUUGCCAGAUGUAUUUGAUGAUUUGAAAAGCUUUGAGUCUUGGUUUGACAUCACUAGUCUUUCUGAAACUGCUGAAGAUAUUAUAGCUAAAGAAAGAGAACAGAAUGUAUUGCAUAUGCUACACCAGAUUCUAACUCCUUUCUUACUGAGAAGACUGAAAUCUGAUGUUGCUCUAGAAGUUCCUCCUAAACGAGAAGUAGUUGUUUAUGCACCACUUUCAAAGAAACAAGAAGUCUUUUAUACAGCCAUUGUGAACCGAACAAUCGCAAAGAUGUUUGGAUCUAGUGAGAAAGAAUCAGUGGAACUAACUCCUACUGGACGACCAAAACGAAAAACCAGAAAAUCAGUAAAUUAUAGCAAACUAGAUGACUUUCCCAAUGAGCUGGAAAAAUUAAUGAGUGAAAUACAGCCAGAAGUGGACCGAGAAAAGACUGUUGUAGAAAUGAAUAUUCCUGUAGAAUCUGAAGUUAAUUUGAAACUGCAGAAUAUAAUGAUGCUACUUCGUAAAUGUUGUAAUCAUCCAUAUCUGAUUGAGUACCCUAUAGAUCCUGUCACACAAGAGUUUAAGAUUGAUGAAGAAUUAGUAACAAAUUCUGGGAAAUUCUUAAUUUUGGAUCGAAUGCUGCCAGAACUUAAGAAAAGAGGACACAAGGUGCUGCUUUUUUCACAAAUGACAAGAAUGCUGGACAUUUUAAUGGACUACUGCCAACUUAGAGAUUUCAAUUUCAGUAGACUUGAUGGUUCCAUGUCUUAUACAGAGAGGGAAAACCAUAUGCACAGCUUCAACACAGAUCCAGAUGUAUUUCUUUUCUUAGUGAGUACACGAGCUGGAGGCCUGGGUAUUAAUUUGACUGCAGCAGAUACGGUUAUCAUCUAUGAUAGUGAUUGGAAUCCACAGUCUGAUCUUCAAGCACAGGAUAGAUGUCACAGAAUUGGUCAAACAAAGCCAGUUGUUGUAUAUCGCCUUGUUACAGCAAAUACUAUUGAUCAGAAAAUUGUGGAAAGAGCAGCUGCUAAAAGAAAAUUGGAGAAGUUGAUCAUCCACAAAAAUCAUUUCAAAGGUGGUCAAUCUGGAUUAAAUCAACCUAAAACUUUCUUAGAUCCUAAGGAAUUGAUGGAAUUAUUAAAAUCUAGAGAUUAUGAAAGGGAAGUAAAAGGAUCAAGAGAGAAAGUCAUUAGCAAUAAGGAUCUGGAGCUGUUGCUAGACCGAAGUGAUCUUAUUGAUCAAAUGAAAGCCUCUGGACCAGUUAAAGAGAAGACAGGAAUAUUCAAGAUAGUAGAAAAUUCUGAAGAUUCUAGUCCUGAAUGUUUGUUUUAACGUGAAGCUUUAAAAAAGAAGAAGAGGGGCCUUUUAAUGUUUUUGUGCAUAUCCAGUGAUUUUCCUACAUUGGUUUUGAAGUCCAUUUUGUCCACUUCACUGUUUUGAUUAUAUCAGUUUCUAUAAAUGAAACUGGUACCACUACAUACUUAAGAGUGUAAUUCUCAGAGCCUUAUUAAGAACAUAAUUAAUAAGGGUAAAUGUUUAGUUACUUUUUCAGGCUGCGUAGUACUCUUAGGUAUGGCUUAAUGUUUACUUAACCAUUUCCAGAUUUAUACAGUCUUCCUGUGGAAGUUUAGUGAUGACUCUGCCCCUCCUUUCUCACAGUAGUAAUACAGUUCAAGGAAUUAACACUUCUAUUAUGGAGUAAGCUUCCAAGAGGGAGGAUUGACUGAGGUUGUGCUUUUUGUCACUAAAGUAAAAAACUGUUUUUGCUUUUAGAGUCUGUAAGAUAGUUCACCAAAUGUUCAUUAUAAAAUGAUUUUAUCAAAUUAUUCUGUCAGGAAAAUAAUUGAAGUAAUAACAAAAACAUGACUGGUUUGAGAUUCAACAUUAUUAUGCUCUCUUCUUGGUUUCAUUCACUAGUACAUCUAAGCAUGUUGUAGAAAAAUUUCAAGUGAUGGUUAACAAAGAAUGCUGAAAGAAACACAAAACACCAGAAGUUGGAAAUGUUAGUAUUGUGCAGGAUGAGAGGGAAAACAUUGAAAAUGUAUAGGAAGGUUAUUGGAACCAGCACGAUGAAAAUAAGACCUAGAAGUGUAAAUAGCUCAAAAUCUGUAAUAAAGGAGCAGAAAGAUCAUAAAGGGAACAACAUAGGCUCUGUGUAAAUGGUGAUAAGCCUGUGAAGAAGAGUAAUCCUAAAUAUAUAUGCUGGGAAGGGGACACGCUUCCUGGACUAUGUCUUUCAUUAUUGGUUAAUAUUGCUUGGAAAACUCAACCUGUACAUGUUUAAAUUAUGGUGUUAUAGGAAAGUGAAACCAGAGCUCAGAAGAACUGGUUUGAGAGAACAUACGUACAGAGCAAUUUAUUUUGUGUUUUUUUUUAAGUCAAUGAAAAUAAAGUGUUCAUUCACAAGCAGA
Perognathus longimembris pacificus (Pacific pocket mouse) is the source of this 4181-nucleotide messenger RNA. It is a transcript of the gene Hells, whose product is annotated as helicase, lymphoid specific. Gene Ontology annotation, cellular component: pericentric heterochromatin; nucleus. The record is from RefSeq and is a predicted model, not a curated record. Gene Ontology annotation, biological process: DNA methylation-dependent constitutive heterochromatin formation; negative regulation of gene expression via chromosomal CpG island methylation; pericentric heterochromatin formation. Gene Ontology annotation, molecular function: ATP-dependent chromatin remodeler activity; ATP binding; chromatin binding. NCBI's taxonomy places the organism in Eukaryota, Metazoa, Chordata, Mammalia, Rodentia, Heteromyidae. The transcript has 22 exons. The coding region runs from base 589 to 3102 and encodes 837 amino acids.